Molecule: messenger RNA, 2394 nt
Organism: Rotaria sordida
Lineage: Eukaryota; Metazoa; Rotifera; Eurotatoria; Philodinida; Philodinidae
Source: the annotation of a GenBank genome assembly
AUGAUGCCAAUAGUAGAACAAAGUUCCGUUCAUCAUCACCAUGGUCAUGGUCAUCAAACAUUUUAUCACGAACAACAUAUACCAGAAGAAACUAACAAGAUACAAUUAACACUUAUCUUACCAAAUGGUGUUCCAUCCAUAAUUAAUGUUGAUGCAAAUACUCCAAUGAUGGAUUUACUUGUACAAGCAGCAUCAUUAAAUAAACUUAAUCCAAGUAGUUAUUCACUUGUUGUACUUGAUUCGAAUCAACAUGUUAUACAUUUCAAAGCUAAUCAAACAGUUGGACAAAUUGGUUCAUCAACUAUUAGUCUCCAACCAAAAGAAUCAACACAUUCAAAUUCAUCAUCAAAACCUAAAACUCAACCAUUUGAAAUUACAGUUCGUCUACAAGUUAAUUUACCAGAUGCACAAAAAAUUUUAUUACGUAUUGAUCCAACAUUACCAUUAUAUGAUAUAAAAGAACAAAUAUGUAAACAAAAAAAAUAUAUAAAUUCAAAUCAAUAUACAUUACGUUUACCAAAUAAACUUGAUCAACCAUUAUUACUUGGUUUAUCAUUAGCCGAAUAUAAAACAAAUGAACUUACAUUAAUAUAUAAUAAACAAUUGGAAUUUGAACAAGAAUACAAUACAAAUCAAAUUCAAACAUUUGAUCGUCUUUAUCGUAUACGUUCAGAAAGUCAACCACCAAAAGAAAAUUUUCUACAUAUACAACAACAAAAUGAACAAAAAUUAAUAAAUACAAAACAAAUUAAUCGAUCAAAUACAAAUCGUUCAUCAACAUUACGUCCAUCACAUACAACAUUACAUGCUUAUUGGAAUGAUCCUAAUUUUGAUACACAAUCACAAUUAUCAACUAGUUCAUCAAUAGCAAAGAAACGUCGUGCACCACGACCACCUGGUUCUAUAAAUUCUAAAAGGCCUGAUUCACAAAUUGUUUAUAUUCAAGAACAAGAACAAACAUCAAAUAAUAUUAAUUUACAUUCAUUACCAUUACAUAUUGAUCAUCAUCAAAGUCAUGAAUCACUUCAAUCAGAAAAUACAAAGAAAAAACGAAAAGCACCGAUUGUUGCUCCAAUAAAUUCAGUUCAAGAAAAAGAUGAAAUUGAUCAAAUAGAACAAAAACAAAAUCUAACAAAUAGUAUUGCUCGACCAGGUUCAGAUCCUCCUCCACCUCCUUCAAUGGCAAACACUAUUUCGGCAUCAACGAAUAAUUUACAUGAAGAUUUUCGUCCAACUAUAGAAAUGAAUCAAAAAUCAAUUGAUGAACCAGAAAAAAAUGAUGUAACAAUGAAUCAAAUGAAUGAGAAUCAAUCUGUAUUAAAUUCAUUACAAAAUCAAACAUCAACAAAUGAUGAAUUAAUUAUCAGAACUAAUUCUCUAGAACCAAUAACUAUUGAAAUUCAUUCACCAUCAUCAAUUCAUUCUCUAGAACAAAUACAAAUUGAAUUACCAAAUUCAAUACCAAAAAUUAUUCAACAACAAGAAGAAAAAUCUGAACAAAAAGAAAUUUUAACAAGUAUUCCAUCUAUGAUUGAAACAAAUAUCAUUGGAUCUUCAAUACCAAAACCACCUCGUCAAAAUAUUCAUAAAGAAAAAAAAUCUUCAACUAUUAAUGGUCUUCUACGUAUUGUUAAUGAUCAUAAUGAACGAUCAAAUAUUUAUCAAAAAAACGAUAAUCAACAAAAAGAAACAAAUGAAAAUGUUUCUUAUUUUCGUGUUGCUAAAAGUCGUUAUGGAAAAUUUGAAACCGAUAAUCGAGGUUUUGUCAAUAAUUCUAUAGCUAUAUUUGAUUCAACUAAUCAACAAAAAUCAGAACAACAAAUAAAUAAAAAUUCAGAUUCAUCAGAAUUAUUAACAAAUUCAAAACAAUUCAAAACAUUACCAUCAAAUAUUGUACAACAUCAAACAAAAGGUAAACAAGCAUAUAAUUUAUUAAAAAAAUACGAAAAAGAAACACAAUCACAAUCUAUUAAUAAUGCUGAUUAUUUAAAAGCAACAAAUCAACAAGAUAAACCAUCUAUGCCAAUUCAGCUUCAAGUUACCGAACGAACGACUCAUAUUACAGUUACGGUAGAAAGUGAUCGUAAACAAUUGAUAACACAAACUUCACCUGUAUCACAAGAAUCAUCAUCACCACCAGCACCACCAAUACUUGCACCAAAACCAUUUGGUAAAACUAUAGCAGAAUAUCGUACAAUACGUGGAAUAGGUAAUAAUGAUGAAACAAUAACUCCAAUACGUAAUAGAAUAACAUCAUCAACUGAUAUAAAUAAUAAACGACGAACAUCAUUGGAUAAUAAUAAACGACUAAGUACAAAUUUAGCUGCAUCACAUGACGCAUUAAUGGAAUCAAUUCGACAAUUUGGUGGUUCACAAAAUUUAAGAAAAAAAUAA